UCUCACAGCCACCUCCAACUCUCAAAAACAUUUCUGACCUCCUCCUAGCGCACAACCCAGGGAGAAAACCAUCCUGUCAAAGGGACGGUGCCAAAAGGCAGAAACAAAGCGAAGCAGCAUUGAUUGAUCCACUCCUUGGCAGAAGCCGAUGGCAAAAAAGGUGGCAGUGAUCGGAGCAGGGGUCAGCGGCCUGAUCUCUCUGAAGUGCUGUGUGGACGAGGGCCUGGAGCCCACUUGCUUCGAGAGGACAGAAGAUAUCGGGGGGCUGUGGAGGUUCAAAGAAAAUGUGGAAGAUGGCCGAGCCAGUAUCUAUCAGUCUGUCAUCACCAACACCAGCAAAGAAAUGUCCUGUUUCAGUGACUUUCCAAUGCCUGAAGAUUUUCCAAACUUCCUGCACAAUUCUAAACUUCUGGAAUAUUUCAGGAUUUUUGCCAAAAAUUUUGAUCUUUUAAAAUAUAUUCGCUUCCAGACAACGGUCAUUAGUGUGAAAAAAUGCCCAGAUUUUUCAUCCUCUGGCCAAUGGAAGGUUGUUACCCAGAGCCACGGCAAGGAGCAAAGUGCCAUCUUUGACGCAGUUAUGGUUUGCAGUGGCCACCACAUCCUACCUCACAUCCCACUGAAGUCAUUUCCAGGUAUUGAGAGGUUCAAAGGCCAAUAUUUCCAUAGCCGCCAAUACAAGCACCCAGGUGGAUUUGAGGGGAAACGAAUCCUGGUGAUUGGAAUAGGAAACUCGGCCUCAGAUAUUGCCGUCGAGCUGAGUAAGAAGGCUGCUCAGGUUUUUAUCAGCACCCGGCAUGGCUCCUGGGUUAUGAGCCGCAUCUCUGAAGAUGGCUAUCCCUGGGACAUGGUGUUCCACACCCGAUUUAACUCUCAGCUCCGAAACGUCCUGCCACGAACAGUUCUAAAAUGGAUGAUGGAACAACAGAUGAAUAAGUGGCUCAACCAUGAAAAUUAUGGUCUUGAGCCUCAGAACAAAUACCUUAUGAAAGAACCUAUAUUAAAUGAUGAUCUUCCAAGUCGUCUACUCUAUGGAGCCAUCAAGGUGAAGCCGAGAGUGAAAGAGUUCACAGAAACUUCCGCGGUCUUUGAGGAUGAAACAGUGGAGAAAGACAUUGAUGUCAUUGUCUUUGCAACGGGAUAUACUUUCUCUUUUCCCUUCCUUGAAGAAUCACUUGUCAAAGUAGAGAAUAAUAUGGUCUCGCUGUAUAAAUACAUCUUCCCGCCUCACCUGGAGAAGUCAACCCUUGCAUGCAUUGGUCUCAUCCAGCCCCUGGGUUCCAUUUUCCCAACUGUCGAACUUCAAGCUCGUUGGGUAACAAGAGUUUUCAAAGGCUUGUGUAGCUUGCCCUCAGAGAGGACAAUGAUGGCGGACGUUAUCAAGAGGAAUGAAAAAAGAAUUGACCUGUUUGGAGAAAGCCAGAGCCAGAUAUUGCAGACCAAUUAUGUCGACUAUUUGGAUGAGCUCGCCUUAGAGAUAGGUGCGAAGCCAGCCCUUGGCGCUAUCUUGUUAACAGACCUUAAACUGGCUGUGAAACUCUAUUUCGGACCUUGCAACUCCUAUCAGUAUCGCCUGGUUGGGCCCGGAAGAUGGGAAGGAGCCAGGGGUGCCAUCCUCACCCAGAAGCAAAGGAUUCUGAAGCCUUUGAAGACUCGCACUCUGAAGGUUUCACCUCAUUUCCCAGUUUCUUUCCUGUUGAAAAUCCUGGGGAUCCUUGCUGUUGUCGUGGCCUUUUUUUUCCAACUUCGAUGAUUCUAAUCUGUCGGCAGAAUGCUUUUGGCUUUAUUGCCUUGUCAGUCAGUACUUCUUAAAAGAAAAAGAAAGACCAAAAGAAAAAAUAUUAAAUCUACAUUCUAAAUACAGAUUUUUAGAGUUAGGAAAAGCAAAUAGGAGGGCCAAUUGUGGAGAUUAGCAGAAUUAGGUCUGUGUUGAAAACCAAAAUGGGGUUAGGAAGUUUCUUUGCCCUUCCACUCUUACCUCAGUUCAACAGAUUUUCCAAAAAGUGUGAUAAAAUACCAUUGGCCCAGGUGGGUGGUGCUGCCGGCCCUGACAGGGGAGUUGUGUAGGAAAAUAGUAGAAUUACGCAGAAUGAAAAGCAGGCCCCAUUGUUUAAAUUAUUGAACAGUUUAAAUUGUGGGCAUUUAAAACUCCUGUGCAAACUUCUUAAUGAUCUUCCCAUCCAAACUACAUUUAAUCACAAAGUUCUCAGAUGUUAGGUCAGGCUCCAUUUGCUUGGUGGGAGAUCAUUUGAAACUACUGGAGAAAAAAAUGAAAAGAUAGACUUAGAAAACAACAGCGUUGCUCAGACUUUUAGGGCCCCAUACUAAAAGCUAAGCAAAUAGUCACAUUUCCUAUAUUUUGGCAGAAACACUGCUAGAAAAAUAAAAUAAAUAAUAGCUAGCUGAUAAAUAGUAUAUAUUUAAUGCUUAUCAUAGGCUAGACAUUGUGCUAUGUGCACAUCAUAUAUAUUAUUUCAUUUAAUUCUCACAAUAAUUCUGUGAGAUGGGUACAGCUAUUAUACCCAUUUUAUAAAUGAUGAAACUGAGAUUCAGAGUAAUUGAGUAACAUGUCCAAGACCACACAGCUGGUCUUGUGAUGCAGCUAGAAUUGGAACCCAGGUUUAUUGGACUCUAGAACUAAAGAUCACAACCUUGCCCCAUAAUUAAGUAUAUUUACAAAAACCUCCAUUAUUAAUAAAAUACUUAUUAAUAGUUUAUUUUGUUUAUAAUCAUAUAUGUGUUACUUUUAGAGGAUCUUUACAUAUAAAAUAGCAUUCUCCUUGCAAAUAUGAUCCAAUUACUCUUAUUUAUAAUUUUUGGUUUAUAUUUCAGCUUGAUAUUUCAGUCUUUAAAAAGCAUUUAAAGACUAUUACUAUGAAAGAUACCUAUGCAAUAACGGUUAAGAUGAUCAUUGACAUUUGGGGAAACAAGAAUCUAGGAAGAAAAUGAUAUCUUGCAAGUACAUGAAAAGCAUUAUAAUUAUUGAGUCUUGCGUCUAGUUCCAAUCUUACGGAUAACCAAGGCAAAAAGCUAAAAAUACGUAAUCAUUGUCAUCUGAUAAAAUGAAGUAUAUAAGUCUGUUAGGAGAGACAAAUAUUUUCUUAGAACUGAAGUCUGAAACAAAUGCAAGCUGUUCAAUGUCAACAGACAUUGAGCAACAUUAGAUAAACAUCUGUCUGUGGAACAUCCAUUACAGCUGCUCUUUCCAUGUUUUGGGUGAUAAGCUAUGUCAUGAGCUCAGACCAAGGCCUUCAAAGCGAAGACGAAGGUCAGAGAUGUUAACGAUUUUGGCAAAUUUCUCCUCUUAUUUCUCCCAAGGCUUUGUGGACACUGUUCUUAAUUUUGGCCUACAUUUCUCCCUCAAGGGCCUAGAACAAUGGAAUGGCAAUACCUGUAGUGGAAACUUGUUCUUUAAAGUUCAAUAAUAUUACACCAGCAUUUACAUGAAAGAUUUUUUUUCUACAUUGCUCUUGUAAGCAAGUUUCCUUUUAAAAAAUUGCAAAUGAUAUAUAUACUUAGUUAUUGAUUAAAAACUGAUUGUUUUGCUAAUUAUUAAAGAUUAUUUGUAAGCCAUUAUAUUACUAAUAAUAAUGAAAUUUAUCAAACCUUUAUAGUAAGUGUCAGCAAACUUACUAUAAAGUGGGUCAAACAGCUGUUUUUGUAAAUUAAGUUUUAUUGGAACACAGCCACACCCUUUUGUUUAUUGUCUGAGGCUGCUUUCAAGCUACAAUGGUAGAACUGAGUAGUCACAACAGAAACCAUGGCCCAUAAAACCCAAAAUAUUUACUAUCUGCCUCUCUAUAGAAAAAGUUUGACAAUUCCUACUUUAUAAUAUGCAAGGCAUUGUCCUAAUUGUUUUGUAUAACUUGCCUCAUUUCAUCAUCACCACUACCCAUUGAAGUAGCCAUGGUUAUGAUCCUACUUAGACAGUGGAAGAGAUUGAAAACAUUUGUCAGGUUAAUGUUAAAUCUGUGGGGAAAAAUAGCUCUAUUUGCACAAAAUUGUUAUUAAAUUUAUAUUCUGAAAAAUUUUAGAAAACUCUUGAAAUCCUUUCAAAUAUUCUGGUAUAUUUUGAAAAACAUAAGUAGUUCAUUUCUAGAGAACCUUGUCUCUGAGGCUGACUCAAGGGCUAAGGAGGGCAUUCAGUCCAUCCUGCCUCUAUACAACGGAAACAUGAAGCUAUCCC
Molecule: messenger RNA, 4183 nt
Organism: Microcebus murinus (gray mouse lemur)
Lineage: Eukaryota; Metazoa; Chordata; Mammalia; Primates; Cheirogaleidae
Gene: FMO2
Product: flavin containing dimethylaniline monoxygenase 2
Molecular function (GO): NADP binding; N,N-dimethylaniline monooxygenase activity; flavin adenine dinucleotide binding
Source: RefSeq, a predicted model, not a curated record